CAGGUUGUUGAGCUUUAUUGUGAAAGGUUGAUGCGGAAAAUAAACAAGUGGACGGCGGAGCCACACGAUGGUUUUAACGUCGUUGUUGCUAACAAACCGAAGCGUAAAACAGUCGCAUGUCCGACCGUAGUGUUAUUAUUUGUACUAUAAGAGAAAGAGAGAACUAUAAGAAGAAAUGAACAUAGCAGCUACAUUUAGCUAACAUGUUCAUCUAACAGUUUAAGAUGUUUGCCAAAUAGUUUGCAAGCUACAAUACUGUGCAUAAAUCUUGAGCCACCCCUGAUUUCUUUAUAAACUUAGCACAAAAAGUAAGGAAAUUUGUGUUUGGUUAAUUAUGUCUUUGUUGUAACAAUGCUUCUUGGCAGUAAAUCAUAUACUGCUGGAAACCCUGCGUAUUUCUCCGUAGUAAGGAAAAUGCAUGUGCAGCACAACUAAAAAUGAAAAAAUCAACUCUGCUAACUUAAGAAAAACUUGCCAAUGUGAAAUUGGCUAUUCUGUUGGCUCAUGUUUGGUGUCAUUUAUUGGUUUGGAUGAAUAAACAAGACCUAUUGGCAAUUAUUCAGUUGCAAAACCAUGUAAAUCACAGUUCAACAAAAGAAUGCUUAAUACUAAUACAGUGAAUUUGAAAUGAAACCAUAUAUGUAUAGGCUUUCAUCUUUAAUUCAAGGGGUUAAGCCAAAGUAUUGUAUUUAUAACAGUUUUAUGCAUCGUCCUCCAUUCACAGGGGGAUAAAAUUAAUUGGACAAAAUAACAUCAUUUGAAAAAUAAUUUACUGCAAGAUUUGGAUAGCUCUAGCAGGCAGAAACUAAAGACGGCUGCAGUCUUUAGUUUCUGAGAUUAGCUAACUGACUUGGCCAGUGAAGAAUAUCCCAUUUCUUUGCCCUGAGAAACUCUAGGGUUGCUUUUGCAAUAUGUUCUGGUUCAUUAUCUAUCUGCACUGUGAGGUGGCAUCCCAUCAGUUUUGCAGCAGUUGGCUAAAUCUCAUUAGAGAGCAUAGCCCUUUGUACUUCAACAGUCGUAUCAGCAAGAAACACUACUGGCCUGGCUCCAUUGGCAGACAUACAUGUCCAUGCAAUAACUUUGCCAGAUGACAAAUUAUAAGCUCUCCCUUCCCUUUUCCAAACUUGUGUAGCUACUCCAUACUUUUCACCACUCUGGUACAAGUCAAUCUUGGUUUCAUCUGAAACAUUAGAUUGUUUUUUAUGUGAGAAUUUAUAGGAGUAAGUUAAUUUGACACCGCUUGUGUCGAGCCAAAUGAGAUUGUUUGACUUUCUUGGCAGGUAAUAUUUCAUAAACCAUUGUUCUUAUAUCCCCUCGACCUAUUACCAUGGAAGUGUUGUGGCAAGAUUUAUGAUGAACUGACAUCUUCUUCUGCAUUAUUUCCCAAAAGUGUGUUGUAUCAGAGGUGGUGUAGGGUGUAAAUGAUCGUAGAACAUAACACUCAGAAUUAAAGCCAGGCUAAUGCAGCUGAUUGAGCUUUUAUGCAGAUUAUCGAAGCUGUAUGGACAGCCCUGCUUCAAGAAAGACAAGCAGCCCGUGACUGUGUGCAUUUUUUAGUUUUUCACAGAGAAAUUGGGGUUCCCAUGUGAGCUAUUCCUGAUCUUUCAUCUUGAAUCUAUAUUGCUUCUCAGCCCUGUACGCUUUUGCAAAUUCUGUUCACCAUUUCCUUAUUAACUGCAGCUCAAUGCCUGAACGUUUAUGAAUUAUGGACUAAUUUGAGGGCCCCUACCUUGUUUUCCAUAAUUGCUGCCAUUUCAACAGUAGACCUGAAGAGUAGUUGAAAUGUCAUUAAACAUGUGGCCAUACCUCAGGCUUUCAUUUUCCCCUCAUAAAGCCAGAGACUUCCUCCUCCCGUCUUCUCCCUCACACCUCACUGCGCUACUAUGGCAGCCCCUGGGUUUCAUUAGAUCGGCAGUCAGAUGAAAAUCUCCACACCUCUUUUACAGCACCAGUCACACUGCAAGCAUUUAUUAAAGCCAAGGGGACAGUUGAGCGACCAUGUGACUGACCUGUGGAUGUGGGCAUGUGGGAUAGGCUCACACUCCUACAUGAAAAUAGUUUUCCAUCUUUGACAAAACUAUGGUGUUUGGAUUCAAGGAUGCGUGUCAUUGGUAAGGGGGAUGCAUCGUCUUAUUGUUUCUAACAGCUGUCUGGAAAUCAACUAAGCAAACCUCUUUUGGAUAUAGAGAUAUUUUAUUUAUUUAUUUAAAAAAAGAAAAGAAAGAAAAAUGGUUGUAGAGAGCAGUGAAGCUGGCACAGGUUCUCUGACAUGACACAUCUGUUAUUAGUGUUUAGGUUAUUUGUUGUCCACACCUGGUUUGUGAUGGAGACAAUCUUGUCUGUUUCUCAACUUGGCCAGGCUUUGUUAUGCAGCUCAGAGCACAAUCUACUUCCUCCCCUCUAUUCCCUCCACCAGGGUAACACAAAGUAAUCAAUGCUAAUGAGCCAAGCCAGUCUCCCCGCUCAAAUAAAAAGCUAAUGAAAGACGGGGAGAUGUUGAACGGAGCACUCGGGCAACACAAUUAUUUCUUGUUGGCAAGCGGUGGCCCAGCAGCUGCCCUGUGUCUUUCAAUAAAUCGACAUUUCUCAUCAUCUCGGUAUCAGCCUUUUCAGCAUGUCCUCUUUAUCUCACAAGUGUACGGUGGUUUUGGAGCAUGAGCAAGGUAAAUACACACUGUAUGCAGUAUAGGUAGGGGAUUGUUUAUAGCAGAAUACGGCUACAGUGGAAAUAAGUGCAUUAGCACCACUGAUGCCAACUUGGGCUUGGUCAUUGUUUCAAAAUCAAACUUUGUCCCUGUUUACAUUGUUAUACAGCUAGAUUUUGCAAAGCAAAGCUUUCUUGUUCUUUUAAGGGGUUUAAAGAAAAGACUCAUUAUAGAGAGCAAAAUGUGUUUGGUGCCACAGUGCAGUCAGAUCACAGUUCUGAUUGCAAAAGCUGCCAGACCAGACAGGAUUUAAAAACAAAAAAUCAGACCAAUCGAUUCAGCUUUACACACAAACUUAAACUACACUUUCUUUGUAGCAAUUGUUUUUUUGUUUUUUGCAUUUGGGUAUAGCAGAUCUACAUAGUUUUGUUUCUGUCAUUUAUGUUAAGUACAGUGAAUUUGUGAAUUUGUGUCAUGAAAUGCAACCCAUAAAUAAAAUUGCCAUUGCAUAAAAGGUGUUACCUGUUUCUUUGUUUGCUGCAAAAGAAGUCAAACAGUGUUUGACAUCAUCUGACAGCUUGACAACUGCAAGUAUUAAUAUCAGUACUGGCCUAAAAAAACCCUCUUAUCCGUUGGAAUAUCCUUUUGAGCAGUGAGUGUCCAAGGCAUUGAUCUUUCAGGUCUAACCAGUUACCAAAGGCUGGCGUGAUGGUUUAGAGUUCAACACCACAUAGCAAAUUACCAGAACCACAAUGGAGCUUCUUCAGCAGAAGUUUGCAACGGACUCCGUCAAAACACGGACUCAGCGCCACAGAACACUGAUGGAAAGACCCGAAGAUGGCAGUUCAGAUGUUUUACAGACAUCUGAAACUCUAGAACUGCAAUUACUGCUAAAGACUUGUUCUAGCGCGCACGCGCGCACACACACACACACACACACACACUCCUUUUUUGCCUGUCUAUGAUUGCACCAGUCACUAGGCUUUUUUUUUGUAAACAUUGAAACAAUGUAAUUGUUAUGAGAUGGUCAAUACUGUGUUGGUAUAAUGUUCUUUGGUCCUUGGGGUAUGAGAGUUUUCCGUAAGAGUGCAAAUGAGUCUUUUCUAGACUAAGAAGCAGCGACACUAAACAUGUUAUUUUCUUUUGGCAGUAAACAAAAGUCUGUUCUUAUUCACAACAUGCCGUAUUAAAGCAAUGUAUGAUAUUUCCUGGCAAUAUUGGGAUCGUCAUUCAUGUACUUGAUCCAAAUUUCCUUAACUGCAGUACACAGCAUUAUUUUAGUUACAGAAACCAAACGGUAAACUUCACUUCUCCAAACAUAUUGUCUUCCAGAGGCAGGCCCUCUGCUGGAGUCCCUUAUGGAAGGGGACUUUGAAGCAGUUCUGCUGAGCACGGAAGUGACAGAUCUGCUCAACGGACAUGGCGACUACCACGAAGGGGAGAACAUAGAGUCCUACCUGGAGAGACGUUUACUACUGUACCUGACCGAUGGCACCAAUGAUAACCAGACCAGCAGGGAGUUGGCAGUUUUGGCCUUGGCUGUCUCAUGUCUCCACAUGUUUGCCCAGAGUAACUGGACCGGUCCUCCGGUCUCCUUCGAUAUCUGUGAUCUGCUGACCCCAGCCCUGUUGUCAUCUCAGGAGCCUCAGAUGCUGGUUGAUGCCAUCCACUCCAGCCUGCUCCUGGAUGGGGAAUCGGUGUAUAGCCAGGUGGCCAACCCCUUUCUCCUACUGUUGGCCAGGGUAAUUGUCACCAAAUGCUUCCCCAAGAUGGAUAGGCUUCAGGUAAGUCAGUCUUUCUGUUACAAUGAUCGUAGAAUUAUCUGAACUUAUGUAUUCAUUAUAAAUAUAUGCAUUAUAAUAAUAAUUUUCAUUGAUGUUUACUUGUGGCCUGCAGAAUCUAUUUAAAUCAAUUUUACAAGUCAUUGUGUUGUUUCCAUACAUAACGAAUCCAUCCAAAAAUAUAUGCUAUGCACUGAUGACACAAUCUACACCAGAGAUGAAAACUGGAGACCAACUCACAUCUACUUCAUAACUUUUACGGUCACUACCUCAAUAGGAUGUGUGUUUGUAAUUGUUAAGUCUAAUUGUUGAAUGUUG
This is a messenger RNA of Haplochromis burtoni (Burton's mouthbrooder), 4744 nucleotides long. RefSeq names its product tetratricopeptide repeat protein 27-like. Bases 4004 to 4471 code for a protein of 155 amino acids. The transcript is spliced from 3 exons. NCBI's taxonomy places the organism in Eukaryota, Metazoa, Chordata, Actinopteri, Cichliformes, Cichlidae. The record is from RefSeq and is a predicted model, not a curated record.